AUGGCGUCUCCAGAGGUGACCCUCCUCCUCAUCGGGCCCACCGGAUCAGGGAAGUCCGCUUUCGUUAAGGAAGUAGCCGGCCUCGGCGGCAACGAUAUCCAAGUCGGGCAUGGGCCAAACCCCUGUACCUCACGUUGCAAGGUCUACAGGGUCCCGUUAUACGGGACCACAUUCGCUCUCAUAGACACUCCCGGCUUGGAAGACGUGGCAGGCGCGAGUCGAAACCUCGGGGUUCUCCAGGAGAUCGUAAACCAGCUUAAAGGCCUCGGAAACGAUGCCAAGGUUACCGGCGCUAUAUACUUCCACAAAAUCACCGACAAGCGUUUUACGGGGACAAGCAAGUUCAACUUCGACAUCUUCAAAGCAAUAUGCGGCGAGGCAUUUUACCCGCGCAUGGCCUGCGUCACCACUAUGUGGAAUCACAUCCGAGCCGAGAAAAUGAUGCAAUACGAGAAUUUCGGCGAAGAGCUGAGGGAGAAUUCUCUGAAAUUCAACGGGAACAGUGUGGCCGUCUUUGACCUCCGAGGAGGCGACCCAGACGUGUAUUUUGAAGUCCUCCGCCACUUUGCCCGCUUUGGCCGCGGUAGUCACCGCCCGCUUCAGCUAGAACAGGAGGCACGCGAUCCGAAGCGAAAGGGGGUUAAGAAAACGAUGGCGGGCAGAGAGGUAAUGAAGAAGGUGAACACCGGGUUUUGUGUAAUUCUAUAA
This is a messenger RNA of Chaetomium fimeti, 708 nucleotides long. RefSeq lists its product as uncharacterized. Gene Ontology annotation, molecular function: GTP binding. The record is from RefSeq and is a predicted model, not a curated record. NCBI's taxonomy places the organism in Eukaryota, Fungi, Ascomycota, Sordariomycetes, Sordariales, Chaetomiaceae. The transcript is spliced from 2 exons. Bases 1 to 708 code for a protein of 235 amino acids.